Molecule: messenger RNA, 243 nt
Organism: Penicillium antarcticum
Lineage: Eukaryota; Fungi; Ascomycota; Eurotiomycetes; Eurotiales; Aspergillaceae
Exons: 1
Coding region: 1-243 (80 amino acids)
Source: RefSeq, a predicted model, not a curated record
AUGUUCCUGGACCAGUUCGGCGGCCCUUUGCCCACUCUGGCUGAGACGAGCGAGCAAAUCACCUGCGUCGAAUCGUUGCCCUCUAGAGCCCCUCACGUCGACUGGAAGGUCAAAGAGCGUUUGCAGAAGCUGAUACAGAUCCCCCCAUACGGCGACGCUGUGAUCAAGAGGCGCCAUCUUAAGCAAUUUCCUUCUGAUAGAGAUGACUGUUCGAACCCUGUGUGCGGUAGUCGUACGGCAUAG